This is a messenger RNA of Stylophora pistillata, 1590 nucleotides long. RefSeq names its product melanocyte-stimulating hormone receptor-like. Lineage: Eukaryota; Metazoa; Cnidaria; Anthozoa; Scleractinia; Pocilloporidae. Gene Ontology annotation, cellular component: membrane. Gene Ontology annotation, molecular function: G protein-coupled receptor activity. Gene Ontology annotation, biological process: G protein-coupled receptor signaling pathway. The record is from RefSeq and is a predicted model, not a curated record.
UCGAUAAAAAAACCCACAUCUUGUUCAUCCUUCCUACACUUAUCCCUGACACCUCUCUGUUUAGUAAACUGCAAUGAGAGUAUCUUUAAAAAGUGGAAAAACUGACUUAACCAAAAGCAGGUCCAUGUCGCCAAAGAGCGAUUGAGCGACGAGCACACCUCUUAGAGGAAAUAUCAGUGCAUACCUUGAGUUAUUCUGAAGCACGAAUUUAUGAAAGAUGGUGGAGAUAUGGUUUGCUUGGAAAUGAGAACUCCCCACAGAAAUUCGGCGACCUGAGCAAGGAAGCAAGACUGUGAAAAGUGUGUUUUGUCACAGCGCACCAUUCGAAAGAGAAACUGAAAAAAAUUGUCCAAGAACUUGUCACAAUCGAAAAGACGUAUCUGGAUAGGUGUGAAAAAAGAAGUUUUAAGUCCGUGAAACAGAUCAUUUGGGAAAUUUCAUAGUGCAGAAACAACAGAUACUGCAAGUAUUCCCAUGGAAGGAACGGCAGCCAUGAAAAAUGAAACUUUCUCAUGUUAUCAUUUCAUCAGCAUUGACUUCGCUUAUGCAGAUUCUUCGCUCGGCUGGUACAUUUUCAGUUGUGUGUUAACCGUGUUAUUCGCCGUCACCGCCUCGUUCGCCAAUGUAUUGGUUCUUGUUGCCAUUGUUAGAACUCCUUCGCUUCAUUCUCCGUCUAACACGCUCCUAUCUGGUUUAGCGCUAGCUGAUCUGGGAGUCGGUUUGUUGGUUCAUCCUCUAUUCCUCAUGCUAAUUCUUGGGAAAAUCACGCAAAACAAGAGCGUUUUCUGCGAAGCAGGAAUCGCGAUUGAAGUGAUUGCAAAUGCUCUUUGCAUCAUUUCUCUUUUGACUGUAACUGCGGUUAGCCUUGACAGGUAUUUGGCUCUUCGCCUCCACCUUAGGUACAAGGAACUCAUUACAAUCAAACGUGUAAUAAUCGUUUUAGUAAUUAUCUGGAUUACUGGAGCGCAUUCUGGUACACUAUGGCUCUACAAACAUGACAUGGUGAAAUGGAAUGUUAUUGUAAUAAUUAUACUAUGCCUUAUGGCUGCACUGUUUUCUUAUUUUCAAAUUUAUCGCGCUGUUACGCGCGCUAUACAUUCAGAAUUGAUCAUAAAAUGUUCUGUGGAUCAAAACUGCGAGGCAAUGAACAUGGCGAGGUUCAAAUCGCACACCAUCAGCACCUUUCUGGUCUAUUGCUUGGUCAUGUUGUGUUAUUUGCCGUAUUUCUGUGUCAUAAUCGUUGUGAUACUGACAGGACCAUCAAUUUCAAAGCGGUUUGCGUAUGAUAUGACUGCAGUGGGGGUUUUUCUAAACUCUUCACUCAACCCGUUAGUGUACUGUUGGCGUUUGGGAGAUGUUCGUAAUGCGGUGAGAAAAACUGCAAAGCUGAUGGUCCCGGCCCAGUUUAAAAGAGAAGACGCAACGGUUGGACCGGCUUAAAAGCGCGCAGGUGCAGGAACGAACUGUGAUAUUUGCAAGUUUCCCAACGACAACGAUCUAAGUUCGAAAGGAAGAAGUGAGGAAGUGCCUGGUUAUAUUUUUGUGAAGAAAUUGCUAACGUAAUAAUAAAAAAAAAAACUAUUGGCAUCA